Molecule: messenger RNA, 621 nt
Organism: Prunus dulcis (almond)
Lineage: Eukaryota; Viridiplantae; Streptophyta; Magnoliopsida; Rosales; Rosaceae
Product: secreted RxLR effector protein 161-like
Exons: 1
Coding region: 1-621 (206 amino acids)
Source: RefSeq, a predicted model, not a curated record
AUGAUGUUUGUGGUGAGUCUUAUUAGCAAGUAUAUGAGUAAUCCUACUAAGCCUCACAUGGAGGCAACAAAGAGAAUUUUACGAUAUCUAAGGGGAACAACCGAUUUUGGGGUGUUCUACAAGAAGGGAGGAAAAGGAGAGUUGAAUGUUUAUACAGAUAGUGACUAUGCUGGAGACCAAGAAGACAGGAAGAGCACCUCAGAUUACGUUUUCUUAUUCAGUUCAGGGGCUGUGUACCGGUCAUCAAAGAAACAACCGAUAGUAACUCUAUCUACCAUUGAGGCAGAGUUCAUUGCUGCUACCUCUUGUGCAUGUCAGGUAGUAUGGUUGAGAAGGAUUUUUGAGAUGCUUGGUAAAAAGCAAGAUAGGCCUACAAUUGUUCACUAUGAUAGUAGCUCAGCAAUCAAACUUGCAAAGAAUCCAGUGAUGCAUGGAUGCAGCAAGCAUAUAGACAUUCGUUUCCAUUUUCUUCAUGAGCUUAUAAAGGUGGGAACUGUGGAAAUGGUGCAUUGCAACAGUCAAGAACAAAUUGGAGAUGUGAUGACAAAACCUCUCAAGUUGGAUGCAUUUGUGAAGCUGCGAAGUAUGUUAGGUGUUUGUCCAGAACCUUGUGUAAACUGA